Molecule: messenger RNA, 3007 nt
Organism: Humulus lupulus (European hop)
Lineage: Eukaryota; Viridiplantae; Streptophyta; Magnoliopsida; Rosales; Cannabaceae
Product: cysteine-rich receptor-like protein kinase 10
Exons: 7
Coding region: 91-2802 (903 amino acids)
Biological process (GO): protein phosphorylation
Molecular function (GO): protein kinase activity; ATP binding
Source: RefSeq, a predicted model, not a curated record
GACUCUUCUUACCAUAGUUCUUGAUGACUCCUGAUUUUGAUCCAUAUAUCAAUUUCAAGCUUUCCUCUGCCAUAUUUCAGGAACUCAACAAUGAACAAGUCUCACAGCUUGAUUUCAUUGGGGACAUUAAAAAUGAGUCCCUUAGCUUUACUUCUCUUCUUUCUUUUCACUUUGUUCCACCUUCCCACUCCCAACCAUGCCCAACUUAUAGACUGUACCUCCAGUGCUGAAUACUGCUGGAAUUGCAGUUCCAACGUUGGAAACUACUCUGCUAAUAGCUUCUACCAAAGAAACCUCAACAGUCUCUUGCUCUCUUUCCCUUCUGUGACACUGCCACCAAACAGCAUCGGAUUUUACAACUUGUCAUCGCCACAAGUGUUCAACAAAGUAAACGUAAUCGCGCUAUGCAGGGGAGACCUUGAUUCCGCCGGUUGCCUGGCUUGCUUAAAUACCACAAGUCGCAUGAUCUUGGAACAGUGUCCAAGUCAGAUGGAAGCAAUCUUAUGGGGCGAGAAAUGUAUGGUACGGUACUCGAACAGGUCUAUAUCUCAAGUCCUAGAGGAAGAACCCAGUCGAAAUUUGCCAAGCCCGAAUCCUGUACCAGACGCUGAAGCGUUUAAAAACGUGUUAAAGCCUCUGCUUGACAAGUUAAUAAACGAAUCUAGUUCUGAUGUAAAGAAGUACGGAACAGGAAAUGCCAAGGUCCCUGACGCUCAGCCAAUAUAUGCCCUGGCUCAAUGCACACCCGAUGUGACCGAGAAGGAAUGUAGAGCUUGCUUACUAGACUCUAGUUUAAGGCUCCCAGGUUGUUGCGCUGGAGUGGAUGGUGCCAGAAUUCUUAAACCCAGCUGUAAUCUCAGGUUCGAGUCCGGACAGUUUUACGACAGUACGGCACCUGAAGAUAGUGGUGUAUGUACAGCCGACGCCGAAUAUUGCUGGAAAUGUUUAGCCGUUGAAAACGACACUGGAAUCAACAUUUUCAUGCGAAAUGUCAAUGAACUACUGUCUUCUUUCUCUUCUGAUAAAACCCGAAGUGUUUACGGGUUUUUCAAUUCAUCUAUGGGAGAAAACUCGAAUAAAGUCAACGCUAUUGCACUCUGCAGAGGAGACCUUUCACCAGAAAAUUGUCGGAGUUGCUUAAGUGGCUCUAGCCAAAAAAUCUUGGGCAAGUGUCCAAAUAGGAGAGAGGCGAUCCUCUGGGACGAGCGUUGUAUGGUACGGUACUCCAACAACUCAAUAUUCUCCGUGAGACAAGAUGACCCUAGGAUGUAUAUCCCGAACCCAAAUAACGUUUGGGAGGCCAAUCUGUUUAGGCUUACGCUUAAACCGUUGUUGGAUAACAUAAUUAGCAAAGCUGCUUUGGGUGAUUCUUUAAAGAAGUAUGGUUCUGGGCAAGCCACUGUUCCAGGAUACGAAACCAUAUAUGCCGCCGCGCAGUGUACUCCUGAUUUGGACAAAGACAAGUGUAGCGGUUGCUUAAACGAGGCUGCCUUAUUCAUUCCCCAACAGUUUGAUGGAAAGCAAGGUGGGAGGAUUCUUAAACCCAGUUGUAACGUAAGGUUCGAAGUGAGUCCAUUCUUUAAUGGUACAGCUGAUCCUGAUCAGCGCCCGGUGUCGCCUAAUUUAUCUGAAGGAAAAAGUAAUAGAACACGAAAGGUUGCUAUAGCUGUUGUUAUUCCUUCUGUUGCAGUUGUGAUAAUUAUCAUUAUGGUAUGCAUUUUCUUAAAGUUGACGAGGAAGCCAAGUGAAAAUAUUGAAACUAAAGCUGCAGAGGACAUCAGCUGGGAUGAUUCUUUGCAAUUAGACUUCGACACUAUAAGGAAGGCAACCGAUGAAUUUUCUGAUGAAAACAAACUUGGAGAAGGUGGAUUUGGAGCCGUUUACAAGGGUAGACUAUCUAAUGGACAAUAUAUAGCAGUAAAAAGGCUCUCCAAGACUUCUGGACAGGGUGAUGAAGAAUUUAAAAAUGAAGUUAAGCUUGUUGCCAAACUUCAACACCGCAAUUUAGUUCGACUUCUAGGCUUCUGCUUAGAUGAAAAAGAAAGACUUCUUGUUUAUGAAUACGUAGCCAAUUCAAGUCUUGAUCGAUUCAUAUUUGAUCCAACCAAGCGUGCAGAAUUGGAUUGGGAUAUACGUUACAGAAUAAUUCAAGGCAUUGUUCGUGGUCUUCUUUACCUUCACGAGGACUCUCGUCUAAGAAUUAUUCAUCGCGAUCUCAAGGCUAGUAAUAUUUUGUUAGAUGAGGAAAUGAACCCCAAGAUAGCAGAUUUUGGAAUGGCAAGGUUAUUUGUGUACGAUCAAACACAAGACAAAACUAAUCGGAUUGUGGGGACCUACGGAUAUAUGGCUCCAGAGUAUGCACUUCAUGGACAAUUUUCUGUCAAAUCUGAUGUAUAUAGUUUUGGAGUAUUACUAUUAGAGAUUGUGAAAGGAGAGAAGAAUAGUAGUUUUCAAAAUGAAGAGGAAAUGGAGGACCUUAUAACCUACGCAUGGAGAAAUUGGAAGGAGGGGAUACCUACAAAUCUUAUAGACCCAAAAAUUAUAUUGGGUUCAAGAUCUGAGAUACUGAGAUGCAUACACAUUGGAUUAUUGUGUGUUCAAGAAAAUGUAGCAGACAGACCAACCGUGAACUCAAUUGUUCUCAUGCUAAAUAGUCAAUCGGUUACACUUGGAGUCCCUUCUAAACCUGCAUUUUUCAUGCAUAGUACUUUUGGACCAGAGAUGACGUUAUCCUCUAAUAAUAGUAACCCAGGAGUGUCUAAAUCAGACGGUUCCAAGAGUGACUCUGCUAAAGCAUCAUAAAUGAGGUCUCAAUUACUGAACUCGGCCCUCGCUAGUCAACAAACUAUAAUAUUGAAAAUGGUUUAUGUCCUCUUAAUGUUUUUGGUAAGGUCCUAAUUUGUACAAGUGGGCACGGUCGUAUAUUGCGUUUAAGUGCAUCCGUAGUGUGUAGUUAAAUCUGAAUGUAUAACUUUACAUGCUUUAUAUAAAAUAUCAAAUUGCUCUA